AUGAACCGUGGCCAGGAGAAAUUCCUGGGCUCUGCUUGGACGCCGCGACGGUCAGGGGAUCAAGUGGUUCUGCGGCGGGGCGCUGAUCAACGAGCAGUGGAUAAUCACCGCCUCGCACUGUCUCGUGCGCGAGUUGAGAUUGUGCGUCUUGGUGAACAUAACUACAAUGACGAUUAUGACUCUGCGGAGCACGAGGACUAUGGCGUGGUAGAGAGUGUGCAAUACCCAGACUACAACUAUCCUGUGGCCUACCACGACCUGGCCCUCAUCAGGCUGGCCACAAGGGUCCCCUUGAAGGAGUACAUCAGCCCCGUGUGCCUGCCCUGGGGGAGGGAGAGCGACAAGGAUAUCACUGGCCAACUGGCAACGCUGACAGGCUGGGGCGAUACUCAGUUUCGUGGAUUCCCAAGCGCUAUUCUGCAGGAAGUUAACGUGACAGUGUUCCAGUCAUCCCAGUGUAACAGCAGCUACUCCAACUUGCCCCAUUAUACAUCCAGCUGGCCACGAGGCAUCGGAGAGGACAUCUUGUGUGCCGGAGACCCUGCCGGAGGCCGGGACGCUUGCCAGGGUGACUCCGGGGGACCUCUGGUAUCUCAAGACACCAGUGGACGUUUUGUGUUGGCGGCCAUUGUAUCGAAAGGCUACGGCUGUGGCCACAAGGACUACCCCGGCCUGUACGCCAACCUGCGAAACCCGCCCUACCUAGCCUGGAUCAAGAAGGUCGCGUUCGGCACUCAGUGAUGGCGCCAGACAGCAGUGUGGAGCAAGGAGAGGCUUCAAAGAUUUAACAGAUACCGAUUUCUGCCCUGAAUCGUGACAAAUGUUUUACGUGUUACCAAAACCUCUUUCAUUAAAAGAAAAAAAAAAAAAAAUCUUGAAAACCCAUAUUUUUCCACAGACUUCCCUCUCAUUGGCUCUGAUGGCUCAACAGUUGUCAAAGCUAUCUUUAAAGUUGCACUCAUCGCUUAAACCUAUCUCUCGAACAUUACAAUCUGGACGAUUCAGGGCAUAUUCCUCUUUUUCUUCCUCCCAUUGACUUCAUUAUGCCUAUUAUUAAAUUAAAACAGGUUUUCUAAUCCCUCCUUGACCUUGAUCCUCAGAUGGCUUGUGGACCCGCUGCAGGGAGUGCCUCCUAUUGUCCUUAAAAGCUGCCUCAUUGCUUACACCCUGCUUGAUCAAACUCUUUCGUCUCAGUAUUUCAACAUCUGUUUUUCCUACCUGCCAGAAAUACGCCUAAAUACAACCUGUGCCUAAAAAGAGCGACCGUUGAAAUCCCUUAAACAUCGUCCUGUAGCUUUGCUUUCUUGUCUGUCUAAAGCUUUUGAAAAAUCUUAACAGUAACGUUCUUGAGUAUCUAUCAAUUUUUAACCUUGUUUUUGUUACUAGUGGAAAUUUUGCAAAGGGCGUUCUACUGCUGAUCGCCUUAUUUCCCUAAUUGAUUCUUGGAAUCCUUUCUUGCUCGUUUUAAUGAAACUUUUGCUUUUGUCUAAGGUAUCCCGAAAGCUUUUGACUGAGUUUGCAACAAAUCUUUGCUCUCUCAAAACUGGCAUCCUAUACGAAUUCUAUUCCUUUUUUUCUGAACUUUUAUCUGCAAUCUCCUUUCAUGCCAAUCUGUCUUUGCUGUGGUAGACGGUCACUGGGCUACUCCUAAACCUAUCAACAGUAAUAUUCUAUAGGACUCUAUCUUCCACCCAAUUCCUUAAUAACCUUUCCAAAACAAACUUCUAUGCACUGCAACGAUGGCUAGGUAUUUAGCAUUACUCAACAUCUUUUAACACAAUCCCAUACCAGGAAGAAUUAGCGCUACAAACCGCUAACCUCUGACCUUGCUAUAAAUUCUGAAUGGGGCAGAAGGAGCUAGUUGUCCUUCAAUGCUUUUUAACCUCAAUUUCUCCACCUGAAAACUCGGACGCAACCUACCAAUUACUUACCCCUGUUCUUCGAUAACACUCAGCUGUCCCUUCUUCUAUACGAAACAUCCUCGGUCUAUCCUUAACUCAAAAUCCUAACUGUCAACUUCAUAUCUCAUCUCUUGCUAAGUUGGCUUUCUCGGCCGUAUCGUUUGCCACCACACCAGUGUUUUCCCCCUCCCAGAUUACAAGGGCUUGUCCGCCCUCGUAUGAACUAUGCAUCACAUGUAUAGAAGUUCCACACACCCAACCAUUUUGGACAGAAUAAGAUUUUUUUUUUUUGCCUCACCAGCUCUCCUCUUAUUGACAGUAUUCUAUAUCUUAGAUUCCGCCGCUGUGUUGCCUCUCUUUCUAUAUCAUAUAGAUAUUUUCUUGGUGACUACUUUUCUGAACUUCCAAACUGAAAUCCUUCUCCCUCCUGAGGCAACGCUGCACACAACAUUCUACUCUAGUUCAUCCUUAUGGUAUCUUAUGCAUGCUUUAUGAAAGAGUUAACCAAUAUCUUUAUUUUCUUAUCACUUUUGCUGGUACACUCUGGAACUGUCUUCCUUGGUCAGUAUUUUCUCCUGCCUACGACUUGAUAUCUUCCAAUAGGGAAGCAUUAAUACACCUCGCGAAUUUUGGCGCCCUCUUUUGGCUACACAGAUGAUUUUUUUCUUAAUGAAGCAGCACUUAGCGGGAUAUUUUAUUCAUUGUUUUCCCCUUCAGGAGGUACCGAGGUCAAAAAGAAAAAGAACCAAAAAAAAAGUUUUUUCAUUUAAGACUUACAAUUUUCAGGAUAUGUUCUGGGCAUGUUUCCCUUUACUGCGUAUGCACAGAGACAUGUUUCAUGUGCGACAUCAAAUUUAUGACAUCAUGCCGGACAUUUAUUGAAAAUGCUGUAGCGGUCUUCCGUACACUUAUUUGUCCCCUCAUUAUCAUUAUCAAUAAAUACACCUG
Molecule: messenger RNA, 2849 nt
Organism: Eriocheir sinensis (Chinese mitten crab)
Lineage: Eukaryota; Metazoa; Arthropoda; Malacostraca; Decapoda; Varunidae
Product: clotting factor G beta subunit-like
Exons: 6
Coding region: 1-741 (246 amino acids)
Biological process (GO): proteolysis
Molecular function (GO): serine-type endopeptidase activity
Source: RefSeq, a predicted model, not a curated record